Messenger RNA from Acanthosepion pharaonis, 1425 nucleotides. NCBI's taxonomy places the organism in Eukaryota, Metazoa, Mollusca, Cephalopoda, Sepiida, Sepiidae. The record is from the annotation of a GenBank genome assembly.
AUGGCAAAUGUAUUGGAGUUUCUCUUUAAAGGCCGGUGUAAGCCAGACCACGUUGUCUCAUGGAUACAAAUGGAAACACAACAGACUGAUGUUCCUGAAGUGCUGCUAUCAUUUCAAAGUGAAAGAAGAGAGUUCAUACCUUUUCUCUUAAACUAUUUGCGAGGACAGACUUCUCAUUUGCUCCAGAAAUCAAAAUCUGCAAGUCCCUCUCCUGUGAAGUGGAAGCAAAAAGCAAAACCACAAAUAUCCACCCCCAACCCUACAGUUCGGACUCUAUCUUCUUCUCUCUUUCCCAACUUAACAGUAGAAAUAUUUUUUUUGAUCCAGUUGUUAGUUGUCAGAUGUACCAAAGAAGAUAUUGAUGAAACAGAUUGCAUUGGACAUGACUUCUUAAGAUCCAUUCACAAUGUUGUAUAUUUUAGCUUGAAAGUUCUUGAAAAACUUUUAUGGUUAUUACCAUCAUUGGGGCCAACUGUAUUGAAACUGCUUAGUGAUAACCCUAGAGUAGAAUCCUUUUCACCUGUAUUGAAACAAUGCUUGUGUAAGAUCCAGGAAAAUAAAGAUUCUUCUACACAGCUCUCUCCUCUUUUGCCUCGGUCCUCAAUUGGUGGUGUCUCAUUCCAAGCAGAAACAGAUAACCGAAAUAAUUUCCCAACACCCAAAUCAUUUUCUAUGUUCAGAGCACAAAGAUUGCAGGAGAGGUUUAUAAUUCCUCUUAGUACAAAUGGACCAAGUCCUCCACCAUCAUUCACUGGUUCCCAGGAGUUUUUCCAUGAUUUCAUCCUGUCUGCUAACAAUCAUGUAUUUAAUCAGCAUAUUAGUGAUCUCCUAAAAGCAAAGAUACUGGAACUUGAUAAAUACCAAUUUGUAUCUCUUCAAAGUGUAAAUGAAGAUAAUGGAAAUGCUUCUAGUGAUAUCAAAAGAGAAUUCAAGUCUUGUUUGUUAACACUACGUUUACUUGCAAAAUUUCUUGGAUUCUUAACCUUUCUGCCAUACCAAUCCAUUAACAGUCUUCCAGAAGAAGUACACCCAGCUUAUUUAGAAAUAAGAAAUAAUAGUUCUCCUCCUUGUGAUAUCUUGGUUUAUCUGAAGCAAGCAUCUAUCAAAGGACGCCUGUGUUACACCAUUCCUUGGGUGGUGGAAUUCUUAAGAAUAUUCAUCAAAGAAAUGAAUAGGGAGCUGACAAAAUUGUCUAAACCAAGUAAAGUAAUUUCUGAAGUAUCUCUACCCAGUUACCAUGAUACAAAUUCAUCAUCUCCAUCUCAAGUCCUAAUAGAAUUGAAGACUAUACUUCGUCAAAUCUUGCUACAAGAAUGUCUGCCAAAUAUUGAAAAAUUAAAGAUGUUAUUUGACAAGGCAAAUAAAAUGUUGUCUGGUCGUCAGAAAAGCAGUUAUCACAAAUGCAUUUGGAAUCACUUUCUUUAA